AUGGUCAACAUGAAGCAGAGUUUGGUAUCAUGGAUACGUCGCAAAGACCUGCACGUGCUGACGACAGACACGAUGACGUACACAAGUGACGGCCGCUUCAGGGCCGUACACGCGGCAGGCUCGCCGUUCUGGAUGCUGGAGAUCGACAGCCCGCAGGCUCGGGAUGAGGGGGUCUACGAGUGCCAGGUGUCAUCCCAGCCUAAGAUAUACCGACGCUUCCAGCUCCAGGUCACAGAACCCAAAGCGAGCAUCGUGGGCAGCUCUGAGGUCUUCAUGAAGCUCGGCAGCGACAUCAACAUAACCUGCGUCGUUACGGGCCACACGCCCCCUCUCAACGUCGUGUGGUACCACACCACCACCAAUGCUCAGGGUGAAGUGGUAAGGACGGAGAUCACGACAGGAGACAGGGGCGGAGUGCAGCUCGUGACUGACAGGAAGCAAGGCACCAGUUGGCUGCUGGUGGACCGAGCCAGCAAACCUGACGCUGGUAACUACACCUGCGCCCCUCCUCAUACUGUGCCUGCUCAUGUCACCGUGCACGUCAUACAAGCCGAAGAAGCGCCGGCGGCCAUGACACCCGAGCUUGCCAAUGGCGGGUCUUCGCUAUGGCGGCGCGGGAGCUUCUAUGUGAAACUCUACCCUGCAGGCGCCCGUCUUUUAUAUACCAGCACAAAAUGCGUGGUUUUCAAGACCGACAGACCAGAAUUCCGUGCUCCCUUCAAUUAUAACAAUUUCAAGUCGAAAUCUUGCUCCUGUUCAGCUUCUGAGCUAUUCUGUUCCCUAGACGAUGUCUUGGGUAGAACACGAAACUUGAUAUUUCACAUACUCGAAGUUCUUAUUCAUUCUUCAGUUGUUAUUUUGUCGUCUCAGUUGUGGCUUGUGGUGGCGGUAGGGGGCGCUGUUAACGCGAUGCUCACGCGUGUACAGUUUCAACAACAUCCUGCUCCUCAUGUCACGGAAUUUAAAAUAUUCCUGCAGACGAAUUCCAACAAACAAAAGCAGAUCAAAGUAAAUCAUCACAGUUUGCAGCAGGAUAAUAAUUCAAGAUGUUAUUCUAAAUUCGUGAAUAAGUUUAUCGAAAAUUUCAACGAAAUAUCGAAUAAGUUCAAAUUUCAAUUUAGCUGCAACAAUGUACAUGGUGUGAUGUCAUUGUUGGAAAUUGUACAUUUUUCAAAAUUGCCAAGAAAAAAACAUGACUUUUGCAGCUUUUCGAAAGCUUGAAUGCUGUUUUUUCAACUGCAGUCAAUUAUAAAACUUUCAUUCGCGCGUGAAGAAUAGCUUAUUCGCGCUGCUUUGAAUCAAUCAAUUCGCGCUGGUUUGAAUCAAUCAAAUAUUUACUUCUGUAUUUUCUCCAGUUACGUUUUAUCCAUAUGUACCACAUUCAACAUAGGUUUCGAACCAGAAAAUGCAUCUCGUCAGGCCUCUGCAUCAUUUAGUUUCACGUCCGCUUUCCGGUGACUGCUCGAGGGUGCAGGAAUGAUUGGGACGUCGAUUCGGUGAUACCAUUGCAGGGAGCACCCAGCAAAAUACAUGGGUCAUAUUGUCCAAAUAGUGACCUUCUUACUCCAUGAUAAGCAGAGAACAGAUAUGUCUUUUUUCGGGCAAAACAACGUCAGUAUGACCAACACUGGGGGCUGAAAAGCGCGUUGCUAUUUGAACAAAAAUUACUUAUUUUUCUGAGCGAGCUCUUGUAUUUUCUUCAUUGAAUUAUAUGUGUCAUUAGAGUAUAUUUACAGUGAUCAAGAAAUAUUUAACCAUCAUUGAGUUCGUGAUUAUCGUGUGAGCUGAUAAAUUUGAACCUGAAAAUGUAUUAUGUUUGUAAAGAUCUCGAAAUUUAGUUCAUUCUAAAUUUCAAAUUUUGCGUAAUACGUUUCCUAAUGAUAUCAAGUAAUAUCAUUUCUUUUGCUUUGCUUAUUGCGGCUCUGAAAUUCCGUUAAUUAAAUCAUGCACAAGACAGUGAGAUUAAAUUAUUCGUAACUUUCUUUUAGAGACCAAUUUUAUUUAAGGCACAAUACAUUUUUAUGGUAAUCAUUGCUUUAAAAAGUUUCACUUUUACCCUUUGAAAAGAUUGGCCGUGAUUUUUUGAUAUAGACAUGUGAUGUUUCUCUAUAUUUGUACAUAGGUACUAAGUAGUUGAAAUGAAAGGUAAUUAAAAUAUCUCAACGUAAUUG
Hyalella azteca is the source of this 2171-nucleotide messenger RNA. RefSeq lists its product as uncharacterized. The coding region runs from base 1 to 1221 and encodes 406 amino acids. Lineage: Eukaryota; Metazoa; Arthropoda; Malacostraca; Amphipoda; Hyalellidae. Gene Ontology annotation, cellular component: neuron projection membrane. The transcript is spliced from 5 exons. The record is from RefSeq and is a predicted model, not a curated record. Gene Ontology annotation, biological process: synapse organization.